UGAUAGAGUUUGUUUUCAUGCCUGCCAAAAGGACUUGAAGUUAGCAGCACCAUGUUUCCAAGUAACCAUAUCUUGGCCAAGUACCCUUUUUCUUAAUUAAAUUUUGUGCAAUCCAUCCUAAAUUACUUGUUUUUUUGUAAUUUAAUUUUAUUCAAUUUCAUAUCUUAUAUUAGCCACCUAAUCUCAAUCAACGGAUCAAAGCUGUUCCAAGUUGUUUCUUAACUAUGACAAGCCUAGUAUUAUGUAUGGCCUUUCUCCUCCUUGAGGUUGGCAAGGUGCAAGGCCGAUUUUCAAGACUUGAAUCCAUAUCAGAAGUACUGGUCUCAGAUGGAGUUGAUCAUCUUGACAAUCCAUCUACAAUAAUUCUUGGUUCUGAUGGCUUGUCCUCGUCUUCUUCAGAAACCUGCCACCACUACUAUGGCUUUUUUCCAUGUGCAGACAACGUUGCAGGCUACAUAUUUCAAAUACUGAUCUAUCAAUACUUGUUGGUUGUUGGGGAAAAGUUUCUAACAAAGGGUAGCAAGAGGCUCUUCAACGUAUUUGGCACUGGCAUAUUUGGUGCUAUUAUUUUUCGCAUCCUUAUGGUACUACCAGGAGUUGUGGUAGUUCUCAUAUCUGGACUUUCUAAAAACAAAGAGAGUGCUCAAUCUUCGAUGGUCAUGGGAGUUGGCAUGCUAGCUGGAAGGAGUGUUUUUCGUCUUACAUUGCAGUGGGGGGCAUGUGUAAUUUUCGGCAGAAAAGAGAUCCAAUCAAAAUCAUCAACUUCCCAAGAUUCACAACCUUCAACUUCAAAAUGUUUGCUGGUUGAAGAAAAACUAUCACACUUAACUGGUUCUGGUAUUACAACUGAUAACAAGACCAGCUAUACAGCUGGAUUUAUGCUUCUGUCCUUGAUCCCAUUUACAAUACUGCAACUAUCCAAUAUUUUUGAAACAUCAUCUGGGAGUCGCGUGGUGAUUUUGAUUGCACUGAUAGUAUCAGUGCUGUUGCUACUCUCAAGCUUCGCAUAUCAGGUUUAUGAUCCAUGGAUUCAAGAAAGAAGUUUAGAAUACAUGAAGUAUGAACAUCUGCUUCUCGGAUUUAUGCAGCAUGUGCAAAGGCAUGCAAAAGGAAAGCUGGUUACUGAGGAAGGGGAACCAAACAUUCCUGAGAUCAGAAGAUUAUUCAAUCAAAUUGAUAGAGAUGCAGACAGAUACGUAAAACCUUCGGAUAUGGCAGAUCUGAUGCUGCAGAUUCAAACUGGAAAUGUGCAGUUAGACAAUGAAUUUUCAAUUCUUGAUGCAUUUAGGGCAUUUGACUUGAACAAGGAUGAAAUGAUUAGUGAAGAAGAGUUCAUCAAGGGAUGCGAAGAUGGGAUAAAUAGAGCCAAAGAGUUAGUUGAAUGUGGGGGUCCUAAAGCAAGAAAAUCUUUUCAACAGGUUGUUCAGCCAUGGAUUGAUAAGAGACGACUUGAACUUACCAAAAUUGAGUGUAUUAUGGCAAGAAUUUUGAAGCACGCUCAUUAUGAAGUACUUGAAGCCAGAGGCCUCCUCACUCAGGAUGGAAGACCUAAUCUAGAUCACAUAAAAAGUCUCUUUAAGCAGUUGGACAAAAGUAAUGAUGGACUUAUAGAGCAAUCUGAACUAAAAGAAUUGAUUCAAAACAUUACCUUCGGAACAGAACUGAAUCAUAAUGGGGUGGUGGCAAAAGUGAUGAAGGAAUUUGAUGAAGAUGGUAACCUUAUGAUAGAUGAGAGAGAAUUUGUCGAUGGAAUCAAGAAAUGGAUUAAUGAGGCUGUCCGUGUGUCCAAUUGCAAGGACUCAGAAAGGUUUAUUGAUGAAUUUGAUCAGAUUACUUGGAAACAGUGGAAAGAAGUCGAUUCAUUGGUGUAUGAGGUGGAAAAGAAAGAAGGCAUCAUUAAUACGUUUUUAUCGUGGGAUUGCAUGAAGGCGGUAUUGCUAGUCAUCUUGGGCAUUGCAAUUGUGACUUUUCUUGCAGGGCCUCUGGUAGAUGCUGUCUAUGAAUUAUCGGUUUCUGUACGCAUACCUACUUUCUUCAUCUCUUUUGUGGUAAUUCCUUUGGCCUUGAAUGCUAGAGUGGCGGCAUCAGCCAUCUUUCCUGCAAGUCAAAAGAAUUUGAAAAUCGCUUCCUUGACAUUUUCAGAGAUCUAUGGUGGAGUUGGUAUGAACAACAUAAUGACCUUGUCAACAUUUCUAGCAGUUAUAUAUAUGAAAGGCUUGACAUGGGACUAUUCAAGUGAAGUGCUGGUUGUUUUGGUGGUUUGUGCCAUUAUAGGUCUGCUUGCGUUCUUGCGCUCCACCUAUCCUCUCUGGACUUGUAUCUUAGCAUUUUUCUUGUAUCCAUUCUCGCUGGUGUUGGUUUAUGUUCUUCGGUAUGUAUGUGAUUGGAACUGAAUUCUAUGGGUCGGACUUGUAUCUUAGCAUGCAUUGUUUUCUUUGUAUAAACUUCUCUCUGGUGUGGGCUUUUGUUCUUCA
Messenger RNA from Cornus florida, 2474 nucleotides. Its product is annotated as sodium/calcium exchanger NCL1-like. Gene Ontology annotation, molecular function: calcium:proton antiporter activity; calcium ion binding. The coding region runs from base 225 to 2393 and encodes 722 amino acids. The record is from RefSeq and is a predicted model, not a curated record. The transcript has 9 exons. Gene Ontology annotation, biological process: intracellular calcium ion homeostasis; calcium ion transmembrane transport. Gene Ontology annotation, cellular component: membrane. NCBI's taxonomy places the organism in Eukaryota, Viridiplantae, Streptophyta, Magnoliopsida, Cornales, Cornaceae.